AUGAGGUAUGUUUCCGAUGAUCCGUCUAUGCCUGAUGAGGUUUUCUCGAGAAGGCUUUCUGUUUCGGAAGCUAACCAUAUGAUCAGACCGCUCCAAAAUGAAGAAAUUAAAAAUGUUAUGUUUAGCAUUGGUAAUUAUAAAGCGCCAGGGUCAGAUGGAUUUUCCUCAAAGUUUUUCAAAGCGUCUUGGGACAUUGUUGGCCGUGAUGUGGAGAUUGCCAUCCACAACUUCUUUUAUCGAGGUAACCUCCCGAAGAAUUUGAAUCAUACUCUUAUCUGUCUUCUCCCUAAAUCUGUUAAUGCAUCUAGGGUUACGGAUUAUCGGCCUAUAGCUUGUUGUACUGUGCUUUAUAAAUGCAUCAGUAAAUUAAUUGUCAACAGAAUGAAGGACUCUUUGGAUUCCUUAAUUGAUAAAGCCCAAUCGGCUUUUAUUCCAGGUAGGAGGAUUACGGAUAAUAUCCUGAUGGCGCAUGAACUUGUUUCUAGGUACCAGACCACGUCGGGUCCACCUACUGAAAGGGGAAUUUCCCCAGGCAAUUUUAUAAAGACAGAAAAAGAGCAAAACCAUACAAAGAGUAAUCAGCAAGAAAAGCUACGGCAACUUUGGCUUACAAACCAAGCCAUAAGAAGCCAAAAAAGACAAAGAGAAAUGCACCAAAAAAGUCGUUCGGGAUUAGCUCCAAGCCUUGAAAAAAGCGAUAUUUACUUUGGUAAUGUGCCUCCCAACAUAAAGGAGGUCAUUCUAGAGUGUCUUCCUUUCAAGCUAGGUUCUUUUCCUGUCCGAUAUUUGGGGGUCCCUUUAUCUCAGGCUCGGUUGAAGAUUUGUGAUUAUGCUCUGUUGAUUGCUAAUGUAAAGGGUCGCAUUCUUAAUUGGAAAUCCAAGUUUUUGUCGUUUGGUGGGCAACGUCAACUAAUUAUAUCGGUUCUCCAAUCACUUCAACUUUAUUGGAUGUCGGUUUUCUUAUUCUCGUCGGGGUUAAUCCAUGAUCUAGAAUCUAUUUUUAGGAAAUUCCUUUGGGCUCCAAGGGAAGUUCCUCGAGGUAGAUGUCGGUUAUCUUGGGAUAUGGUCUGUCGACCGCUUGAAUCUGGGGGUCUUGGGAUUAAGCGAUUAUCCACUUGGAAUAGGGCUCUUCUGGCUAAACAUGUGUGGGAUAUAGUGAGACAUCGGGAUUUCUUUGUGGCUUUUAUUUCGUACCGGUUUGUCCAUUCUUGUGGGUUCUCUACUUUUACGACGAUUCGUGAUUUGAUUAUGAGCUGGAAUGGUGUUUGGCCAGAUGAUUGGUGUAGCAGGUUUGCGGUAAUUCAUAAUUCUCCGUUACCUUUGUUGAAUGAUUCUGUUUGUGACAGAGUUCCUUGGGGGGAAGAUCGAAAUGCUUGUUCGGAUUUUACGAGACGUCUUCCUACUCAAGAUCGUUUCCUUUGGAAGGAUGAACCACCGGAGCUGAAAUGUUCGCUUUGUGGGCAAUGUAUGGAUAGCCAUGUCCAUUUAUUUUUUCAAUGUCAGUAUGCUCAUGAAGUUUGGAAUAGUAUCUUACACAUUACGGACCUGAGGGAUAUGCCUUCUAUGUGGGAUCAUAUUUUGGUAGUCCUUUCGGAUUCUAGGCGACAUUCGAAAUCCUUGAAGCAAAAACUGGCGGUGGCGGCGUCUGUGUAUUAUAUUUGGCAAGAAAGAAAUAGAAGACUCUUUACUGAGGAUCGUCGCACGACUUUGCAACUUAUCAAAGUUAUUCUUGAUUCUAUCUCCAUUCGUGCGGAUUGGUUGGCGCGUUGGCCUAUGCUAAAUGUUGGUUGA
Molecule: messenger RNA, 1791 nt
Organism: Cynara cardunculus var. scolymus (artichoke)
Lineage: Eukaryota; Viridiplantae; Streptophyta; Magnoliopsida; Asterales; Asteraceae
Exons: 4
Coding region: 1-1791 (596 amino acids)
Source: RefSeq, a predicted model, not a curated record